This is a messenger RNA of Lycium ferocissimum, 858 nucleotides long. RefSeq lists its product as uncharacterized. The record is from RefSeq and is a predicted model, not a curated record. Bases 128 to 412 code for a protein of 94 amino acids. Lineage: Eukaryota; Viridiplantae; Streptophyta; Magnoliopsida; Solanales; Solanaceae. The transcript has 3 exons.
GGAUCAUGUGGAAGAUUAGGGCAUAAUAGCAGAAAAUGCCGUAUUCUUAUGGGAAGCAACCACUCUGAAGUUCAACAGCAACAAGUCCAUCAGGAAGUCGAAAAGGAAGGCCCUUCUGCACCUAGUAAUGCAACAGAAGUUUCAAGCACCAUUUUUGAUUGAGAGUUCCUCAUUUGUAACUGAACAAAUUGUCAAUCAACUUAACCAGCCAAGGGUACCUCAACAACAAUUGAGAAGUUCUGCAUUCAAUUUAGAAGAAAUUGGUGAGCAUUCCAGAGAAGAUACAAGGUCACUCUUCAUCGAGAGAAUGGGAAAACAAUACGUCCCACCGUCAAGAUUACAAGAUGCGCUUUCUCAAAGUAGCAAGAGAGUAGGAAGUGGCCCACGGGACAAGAAGAAAAAUGUUCCUUAACUAAAGAAGUUAAAGACAAACAAUGAUAAUACGCACAUGAAAUCAGAUCUUGUUUAGAUCUGGUUCUUCCUUGACGACUUUGAAGUUAAUCAUGCUUUAGUGACAUUUAAAUGAUUGUGUGUUUCUCUUUUAAAACUUCUGCAACUUAAAUGGUUAUCUUUCUCCCUGAUCUUAACUUCAUCGCCUUCAUUCUGCACUUUGCCUACAAUAAAUCAUAGGCAUCAUCGUUUUCUAUAGCAAAAAUAUAGCCAAUUUUUAGAAGUACGUUUUGAUUUUUCAUGUAAAUAGACUAGAAAAGUGCUUCAAAUUGUUGAAAGUGAGCCAGCUCUUCCCUGACUCUUGAAAGAACAGAUUCAGUUUUCCGCAGCUUAGUGUUGUAGCGAAAACUAAAAACUAAAAUAUUUAUGAUGUUGGAGUCUUCAGUUUCAAAAUGUGGACUAAUCAUG